AUGAGGUUUCUUAUUUACUCUCUAUACGCCUUCUUGGCCCUGUUAUCUACUACAUCCGCUGUCACCAUUGAAGAGCCCGAUGCACUCGAUAAGCUCGACGAGCUCGGAUACCAAGUCAAGACCAAUGGCGCAGAAUGGAAAAUUGGCCGUGAUGGUAUUGUCAUUAACAAAUUUUUGGUCGACGGUUUCUUGGAACAACUCACCAUCUCCGAUGCCUGGAAUGCACUCGACAAGCAACCUCGACUUCGAAUGCGAGAAAUCAUGGCUUUAGUCUGGGCCCGAGCCGGACUCACUCUUGACGAGCUUGAUACUGUCCGAAUCUUACGUAUAGAUAAUGACGAGACAACCAAAGCUAUUGAAGAAACACGCAAGGCGAUUGGAACCCAAGCGAAAGAAUUUGUAGUAGAAAAGGACGGCGUUGGAUGGAACGAGAUUACUGACUCUCCUUUUUACCUGUCUGUAGCUAAGCUCUGCGCUGAGAAGCAAGAAGAGAUGAAAGGGAGAUCAGUUGUUGCAAUAAAGGUGCAAAGCAGUCCUGGGAAGCUUGACACAAUGAAGGUUAUUGAUAAGCUACGCCUUUACAAUGCUUGA
Colletotrichum higginsianum IMI 349063 is the source of this 591-nucleotide messenger RNA. RefSeq names its product Nudix domain-containing protein. The coding region runs from base 1 to 591 and encodes 196 amino acids. The transcript is spliced from 3 exons. The record is from RefSeq and is a predicted model, not a curated record. NCBI's taxonomy places the organism in Eukaryota, Fungi, Ascomycota, Sordariomycetes, Glomerellales, Glomerellaceae.